Molecule: messenger RNA, 520 nt
Organism: Arabidopsis arenosa
Lineage: Eukaryota; Viridiplantae; Streptophyta; Magnoliopsida; Brassicales; Brassicaceae
Source: the annotation of a GenBank genome assembly
GAGUUGCAGACUUUAUCCAAAUUUAGGGUUUUCUUUUUCUUCUAACUCAGAUUAUCAUCAGAUCUUCGAAACCCCAAUUUAACAAAUCAGAUCUCAGCUUCCCGGUUAGUUUUACCCUCAAAUCAACUAAGUUUCAUGUCUGAACUUGACUCCCAGGUUCCCACUGCCUUUGAUCCGUUUGCUGAUGCGAAUGUUGAGGACUCCGGUGCGGGAACAAAGGAGUACGUUCAUAUCCGUGUCCAGCAGCGAAAUGGUAGGAAAAGCUUGACAACCGUCCAGGGCCUGAAGAAAGAGUACAGCUAUACCAAGAUACUUAAAGACCUCAAGAAAGAGUUUUGCUGCAACGGCACUGUGGUUCAGGAUUCAGAACUUGGACAGGUCAUACAGCUUCAAGGUGACCAGCGUAAGAACGUCUCCACAUUCCUUGUUCAGGCUGGUUUGGUGAAGAAAGAUAACAUCAAGAUCCAUGGUUUCUAAGCUAUCUAGUGGAUCAUAUUAUUAAUAAGACCAUAUCUUUCUC